AUGGCCGGCUUCGGCCCCUUCUCCGCGCGGCCCUACCUGGACUUCUGGGAGCCCUCUCGGCCCGGCGGAGAGCGCGCGUCCCCCGCGCGGCUGGGGGGACCCGGGGACCCGCCUUACAUGCCCGUGAGUGGAACUUUCAAGGUAAAAAAGGCACCUAGUGGAGACCAGUGGGCAGUGCCCGUCUGCAGACAUCCAGGUCGCUGUUCCCCUUCCUCGGUUCCCACGGAGAAGUCUUCUGUGGCCUCCCAAAUGUUCAGGACGCAGUCGGCCUGUGUGCGCACCCCAAAAAGAGACAGUGACCUGGCUGAGUCGUUGGCCAGGCAGUGCUCCCAGCCCUCGGUCUCCAGCGAAGAGGCGCAGAGCCAGCACACCCAGAUCCUCAAGAACAAGCUGGAAGAGGUGGUGGUAUCCUCCAGGGACCAGAAGAUCGUGGCCCUGGUGCUGGCCCGAGUCAAGAAAGCCCAGAGGAUGCGGGAGCUGCAGCAGCAGGUGGCGACAGCCUGGGAGGAGCUGAAGCGCUCGGACCAGAAGGUCCAGAUGACCCUGGAGAGAGAGCGCCAGCUGCUGCUGCAGCAGAGCCAGGAGCAGUGGAAGCAGACUGGGCGGCGGCAGCGCGGCAGGGGGUGCGACAGCCAGGUGAGGAACGUGACCCAGGGGGAAAGCCGGUGCAGGGCGCCACUGCACGACCAGGAGAACCAAUGCCAGGAGGACCUGGAGAGGGCGCGCGCCCGGGCCGAGCACCGCAAGCUGUGCCAGGUGCAGCGCCUACGGGAGCAGGAGAGGAACCGCCUGCAGCUGCAGGAGAGGCUGGAGAAGGCCUUUCUCAAGAGGCACCUGCACGCCAUGGAGGGACAGAAGAAGGGCCAGGAGACCAACCUGAGCUCCCUCGUCAAUUACCAGGCCCGCAAGGUUCUCAUGGACUGCCAGGCCAAAGCUGAGGAGCUCCUCAGGAAGCUGUCCCUGGAGCAGAGUUCCCAGAGGUCCCAAGAGAUGCACCAGGGCCUGAUUAGGGAGCGGCACCAGGAGUUGAGGGACAAGGCCCAGAAGGAGGAAGAGGAGUUCCAGCAGGCCAGGUGGCACACAGGAGAGUCUGAGGAGAAGGGGAAGACACACAGGAGGACGCCGGUGGAACUAGCAGACCAGAGGAUCGGGCAGGCCAGGACCUCCACGUACAAGACCACCAGGCAGGAGGCACAGCACCUCCAGGAGCUCAGUAUCCUGCGGGAGAAGAAUCGCCACAUUCUGAAGCUGAAAGCCGAGAAGGAUGAAAAGGGUCACAUCCAGGGCAUCAAGGAAGCUGUCAGGAAGAAGGAGCAGAUCUCCCAAGGGAGAGAUCCCACCUUCCAGGAGUUCCAGAAGAUGCCCGGCCUUCAUAGGAAAGCUGCCCAACAGGUCCUUUGAUCAGAUGGCAGAAGCCCAGCAGAGAAGGGGCUACUGAGAACUGAGGACAAAUAACUUACAGGCCCGGCAGUCAGGAGAUGUGGCAAUGUGAUACAUUGUAUAAUCUGAUUACAAUUGAGCACUGGUUUCUAA
Molecule: messenger RNA, 1533 nt
Organism: Galeopterus variegatus (Sunda flying lemur)
Lineage: Eukaryota; Metazoa; Chordata; Mammalia; Dermoptera; Cynocephalidae
Gene: CCDC185
Product: coiled-coil domain containing 185
Exons: 2
Coding region: 1-1401 (466 amino acids)
Source: RefSeq, a predicted model, not a curated record